AUGUUAAGCACUCAAGCGCUGUCUGGUCGUGUAAACAGCAACAGAGAAACACAUGAAGAAUGUAGGUCAAAAGCUGACGUGAAACAAGCAAACUUGCAUGCAUCUAAUGGCAAUGCUGCAUUAACAGUUGAGCUUGGCGCGAGUGGACGAGAUACUGUCGUUGUUGGCUGUCAUAAGCAAGUUAUGACGUCGACGGUCGUCGAGAAAAAAUGUUCGAAGGCAAUAAGCACAGUCUUUAAAGCAACUCACUUUGCUUACAUGAAAAAACCUCAGUCAAUUGACACCCACGCAUCAGACACUGCGCGCGAAAACAAUGGAAAUGUUGUUAUUUAG
Clunio marinus is the source of this 333-nucleotide messenger RNA. The record is from the annotation of a GenBank genome assembly. NCBI's taxonomy places the organism in Eukaryota, Metazoa, Arthropoda, Insecta, Diptera, Chironomidae.